Naegleria fowleri is the source of this 2142-nucleotide messenger RNA. RefSeq lists its product as uncharacterized. Gene Ontology annotation, molecular function: protein binding. The coding region runs from base 1 to 2142 and encodes 713 amino acids. The record is from RefSeq and is a predicted model, not a curated record. The transcript is spliced from 5 exons. Lineage: Eukaryota; Heterolobosea; Eutetramitea; Acrasida; Naegleriidae.
AUGGGCCCAGCAUCAGAACUGUUUACAAAAUUGAACGAGGAAUGCAACUCAAAUGGAAGGCACAUCAAAACAUUCUUCGAAGAUCAGAUGGAAAGGCUGAAAAAAGAAGAGAAAGAAGUAUUGGAAAUUGUGGAGGUUAGAGAACACGCCAAAAGGUUAUUACAAAAUGAAUUACAAAAACUAGAGGCCUCAAUUGAGGAGGCUCGGAAAAAGAUGAAGUCAAUUACUAUUGCAUCUAAAUGUGUUAAGGCCGCUCAUAGCUACCUCUUUGAAAAUUUAUCUGGUCACAAGUUGGCAUCUCUUUCAGACCCUUCUUUAGAAAAAAAGCUUGAAAGUUUUCUUUGGUUUUUGCAAAAUUCAACAAACUCGACAUCGGAUUCGGUAACUAAAACAGCAUUAACAGAGUUCUAUAAAUUAUGUAUUAAUUUGGAUGAAGAAUUAUCGAUGUAUGAAAAUUAUUGGAAAUUGAUAACUCACUUGCUUAUUGAGCAAGCGAAAACCUCUAGGCCUGACAUUCAACAUCUCCAACUAGGAAUAAUUUCAGAGAUAUGCCGAAAAGAAGAGUACUCCUUUGUUGUGAGAGAAGCAAAGGGAUUUGAAUUUAUUUCAAAACUAUUGAAGUCUAUUAAUGAACUAGUGAAUGGGGAAGCUUGCUCCUGCAUCACAUCAUUCUCUUUGUCCCCUGAAAACAGAAGACAUUUGGGAGAGAUAGGUACAAUCCAAAACUUGUUAGACCUGAUAUGGCGAACACAAAAUGAAGAGUCUAUAGAAAAAGCGAUCACUGCUUUGUGGCAUUUAUCAAUAGAUGAUGGAAACAAAGUUUUAGUUCGCACUUGCAAUGGCAUCCCUUCCAUUUGUUCUCUCUUGAAAAGUUCGAAUGUUAGCAUUCUUGAAAAUACAACGAUAGCUUUAGGAUAUUUAACUAGAGAUGACGAUAAUAAGACCUGUGUAAGAGAAUCAGAAGGUUUAAAGCUGUUAUUGGAUGUACUACAAAUCAAUAAUGAUGGCUUGCGUAGCAAAGCAGCAGGAGCUUUGUGGAAUUGUGCUUCAAAUAAUGAAAACAAAAUCUAUCUUAGAGAGAUACAGGCAAUACCCAAACUAAUCGAUCUAUUGGAUUCCAACAAUACCAGUGUUUUAGAAAAUGUCACUGGAUGUCUAUGGAAUUUAGCUGUUGACAACGACAACAAGAAAGAAAUAUUUGAAAAGGGAGGAAUACCAAAACUGAUACAAUUACUAACAACUCAGCAAAAUGAGGCUGUGUUAGAAAAUGUGACAGGGACGCUUUGGAACUGUGCAGCAUUGGCUGAUGUGAAAAUUACUAUCAGAAAAGCAAACGGUAUGAAACCUCUGUUGGCGUGUCUGAAAUUAGAAAAUGAGAACAUUAGAGAAAAUGCUGUGGGAGCUCUCAGAAAUUGUGUGAUUAAUGAUCAGAACAAGCAAGCGUUGGGAGAGAUUGGUGGAAUUCAAGAAUUAUUUAUUGCUCUUGGAGACGAAACAAAAUCUUCAAUUAUAGAGAAAAUAAUAAGCACUUUGUGGAUUUGUAGUAUUGACAAUUUAAAUAAGAGACUUAUUCAAGAAUGUGGAGGGAUUCAAAUUCUAGUGAGUCUUUUGAACAAUUCCUCUGCUUCCAUUGUUGAAAAAACGCUUGGAGCUCUCAGGAAUUGUUCUUCAAACGGUAAGUAUGGUCUGUACUAUCAUAAUUAUGAAAGGUUAACACUGUAUGGCCAAAAAGUUGAGAGUAUUCAAGAAAUAAGGAAGACCAAUGCGAUACCUAAAUUGAUCGAGCUUCUCACAUCAGAAAGCGCCUCAAUGAGAGAGUAUGCAGCUGCUACUAUAUGGAACUGCCUUCGACUUGAUGAUGUGAAGAUUGAUUUCAGAAGCAAUGCUGGCGUUGAGGUAUUGUUAUCCCUUCUUGCCGACACGUCUGAAAGCAUUUUGGAAAAUACUAUUGGAGCUUUGUCAAUACUUUCCUCAGAUGUAGAAAUAAGAGAUAAUAUGAAAGAAAGUUUCUCAGCUUUGGCCAAUAUUUUAGAAACAUCUCAAAACGAGUUCAUACAGGAAAACAUCCUUGUAAUAUUUAAAAAUUGUUCAGCGAGUAGUAAGUUUUUAUUUGUUGACUUUGCGAGAAGCUCACACCGAUAA